Papaver somniferum (opium poppy) is the source of this 901-nucleotide messenger RNA. RefSeq lists its product as uncharacterized. The transcript has a single exon. NCBI's taxonomy places the organism in Eukaryota, Viridiplantae, Streptophyta, Magnoliopsida, Ranunculales, Papaveraceae. The record is from RefSeq and is a predicted model, not a curated record. Bases 139 to 750 code for a protein of 203 amino acids.
CUCAACCACCCUCUGAUAUAUCCUCUGAUAUAUCCUCAGACAUAUAACAAGAAUAAAAGAAAGUCAGUCAAAAUCACAAACCUAAAACUCUGUUCUGGGUAUUGAUCAUCCUCUGAUCUUCAGAUCACCAAAAGAAACAUGGAUUUCGAUUUUAGAAGAAGCCCCAGAUCUGUAAUUGCAAUUCUAUGUCUAUUUCUCUAUUUAAUUACACCGUCUAAUGGAGAAGAAUAUGGUAUUGGUGAAGACGAAGAUUAUGGACCUGGUGAAGAAGUAACUGGUGUUCGUGAUGAUAAACCUUCAGCCUAUGAGAUUCUUGAAGAUUUCGAUUUCCCAAUUGGAUUACUCCCAAAAGGGGUAACUGGGUACACAUUAGAUAAACAAACUGGUAAGUUCUCUGCAUCAAUGAAGAAAACAUGUAGUUUUUCACUUGAAGGUUCUUAUCAAUUGAGAUAUCAAUCGACUAUACGGGGUGUUAUAUCAAAGGAUAAACUUACAAAUCUUGAAGGUGUAAGUGUGAAGAUAUUGUUGUUUUGGGUUAAUAUCAUUGAAGUUGUUAGGAAAGGUGAUGAACUUGAGUUCUCAGUUGGGAUUGCUUCUGCUAAUUUUGCUUUGGAUAAUUUUGAAAUACAACCUCAGUGUGGAUGUGGAUUGGAUUGUGGUGAUUCUGUUUCUAAUGAUGGUGAUCAGAAAGCAGAGAUUAAACAAGUAAGGAUGAGUUUGAGAAAUCCUUCUUUUGUUGAUUCUUCUUAGGGUUUUUCUUUUUUUCAGUCUGUAAGUAUCUUUUAUGUGUUUGAUAAAAUAACUGAAAGACAUGUCUUUAUUAUGUUUCGAUGAAAUAUAACUUGGGUAUAUAUAUCAUGUUUCAAUUUGGGUUUGUUUUAUCUGAUUUGUAUUUUGUUUA